ACUGUAUUUCUAUUUGUGAUCGAUAAAUUAUUUGCCGAGUGCUUUUACUCGCCAGUCUAAUUGGUAAUGGGUUAGUUGUGUACGUUUAUACUUUCAAGAUGAAAUCAAAAACAGAUGACAGAUAUAUUAUUCCAUGCCUAGCAGUUGUUGAUAUGUUCGCAUGUGGCCUUGGUGUAUCAUUUGGGACAAUGAUGAACUUUAAUCCGUUGAACUUUCGAAAAGGCGUCAUAUGCAAAUUGAUCUGGAGUGCAAAUAAAUUUACUGCAACAAGUUCGGGUCUGAUGCUUUUAGCAAUUGCUGUGCAACGGUAUAUUAAGAUCAGUCGACUAUCGAACUCGUCCAUGAGCUUGCGAAGGAAACGAUUGACAAUUACAGCAAUCAUAAUCGUAUCAAUUGUUAUAUCACUUCCGUGUUUUGUCUUGUAUGGCGAGGCAAAGGUUCCAUUGAAAAGUGAAAACAGAACAAUUACGGGAUACAAUUGUGGCGCUUUGCCUAAUGUGAAUCGAGAUUUUCUAUUUGGUUAUUCAGUUAUACUGUUACUAUUAUGUUUGGCUGGAAUUUUUGCACUCAUCGCAAUAUAUUGCGUAUUACUUCGUAUCAUAUAUAAACAAGAAUCUUUCUUAAAGAGAAAUUGGUCAGCCCUACGUUCUGUAGGCGUCAAUGUACAUCAUAGUAUCGCAAAUCAGAUUAUGAAAGAUUCUGAUUCAACUAAUUGUGGAGAUGCUAAAUCUUCUGUUGACAAAUCUGAAUCCCACAACACGGACAAUCAAUCAACGUCGACAAGCUACCAAAAGGACGACACAAAUGGAGGAUUCGACAUUAAGGGACAUAGGUCUACUGUUCCUUCUGGAAUCCAACCAAGACGGACAUCAAAAUUAACCAAAAUUCUUUGUCGAAUCAAGCGUAAACAUCGAUUCUCUAUAAUGUUCUUCCUUAUCACAUUAUUAUUUAGUAUCUCCUAUUUUCCUAGAACUGCGUUGAUGAUUGUAGAAUCUGUGAUAAGUAAUUUCUGGGAUAAGUUAGCAGAUGCAGAAUACGUCAUAGUUUUAUGUUUUUACAGAGGAUAUCUAACAAAUAAUGUUGUUAAUCCUGUUAUAUAUUUGAUUUUUGAUACAGUAUUUAGAACAUCUUGCAAGCAACUGUGUUGCAGACAUCGAUAAGACCACAUAAUGGUCAAAUGUAUAAACACGUAUAUAUUUUUCUAAUUGUAAUAUUGAUCUAAUUACAAAACUUCAUAAUUUA
Messenger RNA from Mytilus californianus (California mussel), 1242 nucleotides. RefSeq names its product alpha-2 adrenergic receptor-like. The transcript has a single exon. Gene Ontology annotation, molecular function: G protein-coupled receptor activity. Lineage: Eukaryota; Metazoa; Mollusca; Bivalvia; Mytilida; Mytilidae. Gene Ontology annotation, biological process: G protein-coupled receptor signaling pathway. The record is from RefSeq and is a predicted model, not a curated record. Gene Ontology annotation, cellular component: membrane. Bases 99 to 1160 code for a protein of 353 amino acids.